AAUCUAAAAUUCUGCGGGCAAUCGAAGAGUUCAGGAAGGUGAAUUGGCGACAUUCAUGAUGCUGUUUAAUUAAAAACGUGGUAAAUUUUACAUCACCUGUUAAAUAUUGAUGGUGGUAUAGAAGAUGAAUGUUGAUGUUAUUUCAGAGUCACUGAAAACGGAAAUAGAAGAAAUAGCUCUAAAAUCGGGAAUUGAUGUGCGUGAUUAUGCUGCUCAAGUUGAAUCAGAGUUAACAAAAAUAGAAGAAUCACUUAUAAAGACAUAUAUAACUGUCAGUCCUGAAGUAGCUAGUUUACAUAAUCAAAUUAUCUCAUGUGACGCUAUUCUAGAGGUUUGUUUCUUAUUUCUAAAGUAUGCUUCCAUCAUAAUUAAGCGGAUAGAAAACAUACUGACUAAUUUCCAUGAAGAUUUGGGCGCCAUUAGCACAGAAAUCCAGGAUUUGCAAAGCAAAUCUCUACAAAUGAACACUCGGUUGCAAAACAGACAGGUUGUUCGGAGUAAUUUAAGCCAGUUUCUUUCAGAUAUGGCCAUUCCUGAAGAGCUUAUACGACACAUUAUGUACACUCCUGUUACUGAACAAGAGUUCCUUGAAAACCUUCAUGAAUUGAACCAUAAAAUGAAUUUCUCGUUAGAGCAAUCUAUGGUGGAUUACAAAUCAUUUAAUGAUGUCAGUGUACUUCUAAAAAAGUUGAGAAUUAAGGCUGUUACAAAAAUCCGGGAAUUUCUGUUGGGUAAAAUAUACUCCCUACGUAAGCCGCUUACAAAUUAUCAAGUUCCUCAAAACCAAAUGCUGAAAUUUCGAUUUUACAAUUCGUUCCUCUUAGCUCAUGAUCGAGAGAUAGCUAAAGAAGUUAGGGUGGAGUAUAUCAAUACGAUGAGUAAAGUUUACUACGCCUAUUUUAAAGCUUAUGGUGGUAAAUUAACCAAAUUACAACUUGAUACAACUUAUGAAAAAGAUGAUUUAUUAGGGAAAAAUCCAGAUAAAUACAAUUCUGCAUCAUCUACAUCCAGUCUGGUGUUCAAUUCAAUUACUAAUGUUACUAAUAAUCCAACCGUAUCAGUGUCAUCUAAUUCUGGAACACGUGUCGGACUUUUUGGAUUAAGCGAUCGUGCAUUUCGUGUACUUGGUAAAUCGAAUCUAGAAAGUGCUAUUAUUUUACCACAUGUGGCCAGCAACGUUGAUGCUAAAUACCCAAUUGAAGUUUUAUUCCGUUCCAUUCACUACGCGCUUCUGGAUACUGCAUGUCGAGAAUAUUAUUUUCUGUCAGAUUUCUUCCUUCUUAGUACGGAAACUGGAUCUGUUGAUUCACCACCAUCUUGUGAUCAAAGUACAUCCAAUCAAGGUCAAACUCAAAGUGGUGUAGCCUUAGCUCAUUUAUUUGAGCAAGUUAUGAGUCGUAGUUUAAGUUGGAUACAUAAAUUUACUGGGACUUUCAUGAUUUCUUCUUGUUCUCAUGAUGCAAUCGGUUUAUUAAUUUGUCUCCAACUUUUACAUGCUUUGCUUCGUCUGGCUAAAGAGAGAGGGGUACCUGUGUUGGAUAAUUUUUGGUGUAAAAUGACUGAGACUUUGUGGGUACGUGUUACUGAUAGACUGGAUGUACAUAUAGCAUCCAUGCUGCAAUAUUUGGAUGUCAACAGUUUUAGUACAGAUGCUCGUGAUAUUAUGAAAUCCAAUUUAUCCACCCUAAAUAUCAAUACACCUGCAAACGCUACCGGAAAUACUGCUGUCGGUUUACACCCUAAAGUAUAUGCUCUUAUUCGUCCUCAUUGGAUAGCCAGACGUUAUGCUGAAUUAGCUGCUAGCCUACAUUCAAUCGGACAUCAAUUCCCUGGCACUCCACUUUUUGAUGACAGUAUGAGUAAAUCUAAAAGUUCAGAGAGUUCAAAUUUACAAUACUCUUUACAUAAUGAACCAUCAUUUCAACAAAACCUCGGAAAUUUGAAGCCUGCUUUAGAUCCUCGUAUCCUUAGUCGUUUGGCUCAAUUGCAAACUCAAUUCGAACAUGUACUGAAUUCUCUAGCCAAAACAUUUUCACGUCCAAAAUUAGCACACAUAUUUCUAAUCAACAAUUAUGAUUUAGUUAUAAGUGUACUAACUGAACAUGGAGCUGCUGAUUCUUCCGAGGUUGUUCGAUGUCGUGAAGCUGUAGCGAAGCAUAUGACAUCAUAUAUUGAUGAAGCCUUGUCACCUUAUUUUGGUUGUCUGAUAUCUUUUGUUCGCGAUGUCGAAGCCAGAUCAACUAGUGAAAGUCAUCGUCUGUCGAAAAAUCAAGAUGAAGUGACCCAAAAUAUUCGUAGUGAGGAAGCUCGGGUGACACGAAUAGUGAAGGGCUUCAAUAUCGAUUGGAAGAAUUCGAUCGAAAAGAUACAUGAUGAAAUCAUGAUGGAGUUUGCCAAUUUUACCUUAGGGACACAAAUAUUUCAGCUGUUUAUCAACGUUCAACCAAUAUCAAAGUCACAAUCUUCAAUACGAACGUCAAGACAGUUUUGCUGUACACAACUGAAACGUGGAGAACUACUACAACCAUCAUCAAACAUGUACAAGUAUUUAUAAACAGUUGUCUACGCAAGAUACUCAAUAUCCGUUCACCGGAUACUAUCAGUAACAGACUAUUGCGGUAGAGAAGAAAUCAGUUUCCAUCUGAAAAGGAAAUUAGGAAAAGACUCUGGCAGUGGAUAGGAUGUACAUUACGGAAAUCCCCAAACUGCAUCACGAGGCAAGCGCUUACUUGGAAUCGUGAAGGGAAACUGAAAAUUGGAAGACCAAAGAACACACUGCUUCGGGAAUUGGAAGCAGACAUGAGAAGGAAGAAUAGUAACUGGAGACAACUGGAAAGGAUUGUCGAAGACAGGGUUUGAUGGGGAACGCAGGUGGGCGAUUUUUCCUUCUCCACGAUGGGUAACAGGAAACUUUGCUCAACUGUUUUGGUGAUACGUUUAAGCAAAUGCAUUUAUUAGCAAAGAUGGAUGUUGGCUAGCAGUGGAAUCCAGGACACGCGUCUCGUUCUAUUUGAGGCUCGUCAGCUGGGUGUACCUGCAUCCCAGAGUUGAUCUUCAUUCCAGAGCUCGAACUCAAUACUGUUCACUUCAAACGCAAUCGCGUUAUCUACUUGGCUGAUCAAUCUCAGUCCUGAACAACAAUGGGAAGAUGGAAGUAAAACAACACCAAGUGAAUUAAAUGUAUUUAUUCUUUUCAGAUUUUUUCUUGAAAUGCGAGAAUCAUAAACUUGCAUUUACCAAAACAAUUACGGAAGACAUUGUUUGUAUGAAAUCAUUCAAAAGUUCUCAAAUACAAAUUUUUAUGCUAAAUCUGAAAUACAACAAUAUUAUAUUAUUGAGAUAAAAUUACUUUUAACACUUAUGUUCCUGAACAUAAGUAGAUUUAUUUUAAUCUUUAACGCUGAUGCUAAAACUUAAAAAUUAAAUAUAAUAUACAUCACUAUCUUACUUCAGCUAGUUAACCAUUAAAAAUCAGGAAGCAAUGAACGAUUGUUUUAUUUAUGGACUAGUCUUGAACUAGUCUUAAACUUUAUAUUUUUAAAUUUAACUUGCUAUGUUCAGUGUAUUUCAUCCAGUAUGUCGACGAUAUUUAUGUCAUUCGACUCGACUACAAUGAAGUUUUUCUCCAUAUAUUCUUUCUAGAAGUUAGGCAGUUCUUCUUAUAUAGGUCACGAUCAGCCUUCAGGUAAUUACAAAAUUUUAAGAAUUAAAUACUUCAGUGAUUCGGGAAGACAGAGGUUUACCAAUUAGAUGGUAACCAUUACAGACGUUCAGGCCUUAAGGUACAGCAUAUAAUAUAUAUUCUGGAAAUGAGUUUGUAGUAAGAAUUAGAUUUCAUAACUUGUUCUUAAUUUCAUAGACUUGUAGAUUACCUAUAAGAUGGAUCCUGCUAUGAACUAUAUUUCAUUUCAUAUACAUUCAUGCUCAGUUCCUUGUUAAAUAUUUUUAAGCAUAAAUAUGCGUUGUUCCUUGUAAGAAUGACUAGCUUUUCUGAUAAGUUAUCCUGCUUUUUCUAUCCGUUCGAUGGUAAUAUUGAGCAGUUAAUUUAGUUUUUGUAAGUAAUUGCUUAAUGAUUACUUUGUUAGUGUAUAUUAUUAACUAGUUGUAUGAUCUAUACAUGAAUACUACUGUCGGUCAAUUAAAGUAGAGACCAUAAAGUAUAUUUUGAUGACAUCGAUAUGUAGCCAACUUCAUUGUGAACAUAAACGGUAAAACUGUUUUAAAAUGGAAGUAUGUGGAUUGGUCAACAAAUUUACUGUCACUUAAUAAGUGAAAUUGAAUUAAAACAGCUAAAAAGUAUGAUAAAUUUAUGUUACCAUACAACCAAGCUUUUAAUAUAAGUCUAAACUAAUAUAUGCCUAAUUAAAAGCUUAACUACCCAAACAGAGCAAUCAAAUCGAUUUCUUAAUUCACCACGAUCAACCAAAGGAAAAUGUAAUGGACAGUUUAGAAUUCUGUUGUCUAAUUUGAUCAACAUCAAAUAAUGUGUCAGUAUUGAUAAUUUUCAUGCAACUUGAGCUACUUUGAAAUAAUAUCCGUCCGUUUAUUAGUUAUAUUUAAUUUCUAAAAUAUUUCUAUAAUCUUGAUUAUAUUAUACACCACUACUUUAUUUUCACUGACUUUUCACAUCCGAUACUUGAAUAAGUCUGACUAUUUUUAUUGAUUUUAUAACACAUAUCUAUUUUACUGUAGAUUACAAAUUGUAAAAAACUACCUAAUAUAUACAGUUGUACAGCUUAAGAAAAGGAUAUCGAUGAAAAGAAAAUUACCUCUGUUGAAACGUUUUUAUUUUUUUAGUAAACCUAAAGGCUCCUUUCAACUUUCGAAUUAUCUAUAAAAAAUCCAGGUACUCUGCUUCUUAAUUUUCAAACAUCUACUACAUACUGUUGAAGCUAUCGAUAUCCAACCUGACAAAAAAAGUAUUUUAAUUCAAAAGAAAAUUUACUUGAUUAAUCCUAAUACUUUUGCGAUUGAUGUAUUUUAAAUGUUUUCAUAAAUAACAGAGUGAUUUUCAACUUACUUGUCAUUCUUAUCCUAUGUUCUUAAUUAUAUAUGUCGUUGUUAUUCUCUCUGAUUGUGCACAAUCAUGUGUAAAAGUGUGAUCAUUGUAUGAGAUGUUUCAGUUUUUAUACCGGUUAUUAUGCAAUGUCAUCUGUAAUACUAUAUAUUGUAAUUUAAUUAUUAUAUCAAAACCAUUAUAUUCAGACUAUUCUACUUUAAGAAUUAAAUCUCCUCUUUGAUCACUCAUUGUGACCAUUUUAGAUGAAUAAGAAUUUAUAAUGCUAUUAAUUUAUUCACCAUUAAUUAAUUGCUAUUUAUUUUCUAUUGCUAUUAGCUAAUAGACUUAUAAAACGGUAUACCUGAUACAUAUACUAUUGAGAAUAUGAAUUCAUGUGACAUUAAGAUUCUUUUUUUUGCAGUUUUACGGCAAUUAAUUUUAUUCUUAAAACAGAAAAUUAAUUAAAGAAUAUUUUGUUC
Molecule: messenger RNA, 5478 nt
Organism: Schistosoma spindalis
Lineage: Eukaryota; Metazoa; Platyhelminthes; Trematoda; Strigeidida; Schistosomatidae
Source: the annotation of a GenBank genome assembly